CAGACAAGCCACUCUCCGACAACACAUUAAACAAUAUCUCUCUUCCAUUAUUUUCCUCUUUCAAACUCCAAAACACUCAUCAUCAGUACCACUACAACAACCAAAAAUCAUGGCUGAGGAAAAGCACCACCACCACGGCCUCUUCCACCACAAGGAUGAAGAAAAGCCCGUCAAGAAUGUCUACUCGGAGACCGACGUCGCUUAUUCCGGUGGCCCCGGCCAGUACUCCGAGACUACAGAAGUGAUUGCUGUCACCACCGAGCCUGAGGUCGACUACGAGAAGGAAAAGAAGCACCACAAGCAUCUCGAGGAGGUUGGCAAGCUUGGUGCUGCUGCAGCUGGCGCCUAUGCCUUGUAUGAGAAGCAUGAGGCGAAGAAAGACCCGGAGCAUGGCCACAGGCACAAGAUAGAAGAGGAGGUUGCAGCAGCAGCUGCAGUUGGGGCCGGUGGUUUCGCCUUCCACGAGCGCCAUGAAAAGAAAGAGGCAAAGGAAGAGGAGGAAGAGGCUCAUGGAAAGAAGCACCACCAUCUUUUUGGUUAGAGAAUUAAAGAAUGAAGACAGAAUCUCUUCCCAAGUCAUGUUUUCUUUUAAUUAACUGCGUGUUUUUCUUUUUUUUUCUUUACUUUCUCUUAAGUAUUUCUGUGUUUGGAUACAUGACCACCAUGAGUAAGUUGCAACUACCCUAAAUAACUCUUGUACCAGAGUGAGUUUGUGAAAUACUUCCUCGGUUGGUAUAUGUCCUUGUUACUUAAAUGGGUAUCAUGUGGUUUUCUUAUUACCCAUUGUUAAUAAAGAUAUAUAUGUUUGUUAA
This is a messenger RNA of Carya illinoinensis, 812 nucleotides long. Its product is annotated as abscisic stress-ripening protein 1-like. The record is from RefSeq and is a predicted model, not a curated record. The transcript has 2 exons. The coding region runs from base 110 to 541 and encodes 143 amino acids. NCBI's taxonomy places the organism in Eukaryota, Viridiplantae, Streptophyta, Magnoliopsida, Fagales, Juglandaceae.